GAUAUACCUUAUAGGUACAGUGAUCAUAUGGUCCCUCCCACAUACCCGAUCAACUUUUCACUUUCUGAAUUCGAAACCCGAUCUGUUUCUCAGUCAAAUGGUAACGUGCCAUACGAUCAUUCCUGAUUAAGGGCAGUCAGCACUUCGGGAACCAUCGUCGCAUCCAUCGCAUUCAUCACAUUCGUCGAAUCGUCAGUGACAGUGGUCGCUAAUCGCCAUGUCGCCCUCUUACAAAUCCGAGUACCCCGCCGGCCUGGCCGUGGACUCGAGCAUCAUCAGCUUCUUCGAAAACUUCUACCGCAUCUCCGACACUCCAGGCAACCACGAGGCCUACGCCGACAACUUCACCGACGAUGCGACGUUCAUUCUAGCCUCCAAAGUCAGUCGCGGCCGGUCGCAGAUCAUCUCGACCCGGAAGGGGAUGUGGGCGAACAUCGGUGCUCGCAGGCACGCACCUACCAAGAUAUUCCCCUUCGGUAACAACUCGCGCGCAUUCAUGCUUCAUGGAGACGUCGCCUUCGCUUUCAGGGACGGCCGCCAGGGGACGCUACCGUGGGCCGCCCGCGCCGAGUUGGUGCAAUCGCCAGCUGGCGGUUGGAAGAUGAGAUUCUAUCAAGUCUACCUUGAUACUCUACCCCUUCGGAAUACCGGUAAUGGCGUCGAUGGUACGAAGUCGUCUGAAUCUACAUGAUCCGUCGGCUUUUGCGCAACGCCGCAAAGGUGGUUCAAGCAGAGAAAUACUCUCGAAAACCUCAACUCAUCUCCGGGUGCGGAGAUACGUUGUUCGGUAAUAAAUUGUCUGCAAUCCUCGCAGACCAUAAUACCAAAUGGCGAAAGAUAUGGAAAGAAUGUAUCCCCGGGCCGGGGGGAUUCAUUAUUAUUAUUACUAUUAUUAAUAUUAUUAUUAUUAAUCUUUUAGGCUGGCAGGUCAUGGUUUGGCAAAGGGCAGAGAGUCGGAUGCGCCGAGAAGAACGGAAAAUGCGCCGACGAGCGUUGGUUCUUUACCUGCGCUCAUAUUAGCACAAGCGAGGCGAUAUUGGUCUCAGUUUUGCGUUCAGCAUGGCUGUGAUAAUACGGAGCUAGGGAGUACUCCGUAGGUCCGGAAAUGGACUGCCUGACGCAGCACCACAAAUUUAAAAUGUUCAGUGAAAUCUCGAG
Messenger RNA from Sodiomyces alkalinus F11, 1158 nucleotides. RefSeq lists its product as hypothetical. The record is from RefSeq and is a predicted model, not a curated record. Bases 218 to 691 code for a protein of 157 amino acids. NCBI's taxonomy places the organism in Eukaryota, Fungi, Ascomycota, Sordariomycetes, Glomerellales, Plectosphaerellaceae. The transcript is spliced from 2 exons.